This is a messenger RNA of Fusarium odoratissimum NRRL 54006, 2112 nucleotides long. RefSeq lists its product as uncharacterized. Bases 7 to 1701 code for a protein of 564 amino acids. Gene Ontology annotation, biological process: transmembrane transport. Gene Ontology annotation, molecular function: transmembrane transporter activity. The record is from RefSeq and is a predicted model, not a curated record. NCBI's taxonomy places the organism in Eukaryota, Fungi, Ascomycota, Sordariomycetes, Hypocreales, Nectriaceae. Gene Ontology annotation, cellular component: membrane. The transcript is spliced from 6 exons.
CGGCCGAUGACUGAGCCAUCUACCACUACAAAACCCCAUGAUGCAAACUUCUCUGCCUUCAUCCAGGACAGAUCAUUAUAUUUCUGGGAAGCAUUCAACAUGGCCACGACUCAUACCACUCUCCAAGCGCCCUUCGAGACACUUUCCCUGGCAAGCAGUAGCCAGAAUGAAGAUCCCCCAGAGACUCGUCGGGCGGGGCGAGUCUUUGAAACUGACCCUGCAUUCACGACAAGUCCAGCAUCACGUCGACUGAUCAUCUCGCUACUGGUUUGUGCAAAUACGAUUCAGUUCAUGUCCAAUUGUGUCACCAUCGCUGGCGGUCUAGCUCUGAGUAAAGAUCUGGGGCGUGAAUCAGGUCCCGGCAAGGCGAACUGGAUGGUCGCUUCGUAUCCACUCACUCAAGGUGCAUUCGUCCUGGUGACUGGCCGACUGGGCGCCAUCUACGGCCACUCUCAACUCACCCUUCUCGGCUGUGCAAUCUUCACCCUCUUCUCUCUCAUCAAUGCCUUCACCAAGACAUAUGACUCUUUCAUCGCCAUGCGCGCUUUGACAGGUGUUGGUGGCGGUGUCUUUAUGCCCAAUGCCGUCUCAAUUAUUACCACCAUGGUUCCACCAGGCCGAUCGCGAAACGUCGUUUUGGGUUUCUUCGCAGCGUCGCCGCCUCUGGGAGGAAUGAUUGGCGCAUUAAUCGCGGGUGUGUUUAUUGAUAAUGUGAAUUGGGUGUGGCUUUUUGUUCUCAUUGCUGGUAUCGCGGCUUUCAACCUGGCUUGGUUGGCGUACCUCAUGCCGAAGGAAACCCCAGUUGACAAGGGUGGGCAUAUCGAUAUUCCUGGAAUCAUCUUGGGACUGGGAAGUUUACUACUCUUUAACGUAGUAUGCAACCAUGCACCAUCAGCUGGAUGGAACGCGCCCUACGAGAUAGCCCUGCUGGUUCUUUCCGUGGUCAUGUUCCUUGCCUUCCUGCUCUGGGAGAAGCGUUAUGCCAAGGACCCCAUCAUGCCAUUGUCAGUCUUUCAAGCGCCGACCUUCACAGCUUUGGUCUUUGUUGUGCUCUUGAGCUACAUGGCAUUCGGAAUCGGGCUUUGGUACUCAACAAGCUGGCAGUACCUCCUGCGCGGAGUAUCUGUCACCCGAAUUGGCAUUCAUUGGGUGCCAUUCGGGCUCAGCUCUGUGCUCGCUGUAUUUAUCGCAGCAUGGCUAAUCCCCCGCGUUGCAGCGCAAUGGAUCAUGGCGAUCGGUGUGACUGUUACUCUGGUUGGCAAUAUCCUCCUCGCGACAAUGCCAGUACAACAAACGUACUGGGCGCAGGUCUUCCCAGCCAUGGUUCUCUACGGUUUCUGCCCCGACUUGGUAUACGUCGCCGCACAAGUGAUUGCCAGCAACAGCGUCAGUCGUCGUCAACAGGGCGUAGCGAGUAGUCUGAUUGGAACUCUGAACCUUUACGGAAACAGUUUAGGUCAAGGAUUUGCUGGGACGAUUGAGACGGAGAUUGGGACAAACAACAACGAUGAGGUUAGAGGAUACAGGGCAGCUCUGUAUUUUGCGGCUGGCCUGGCACUGCUUGGCUUGGCUUUGGAUAUCUUGUUUGUCAGGGUGCCGAAGGAUCAGCGCGAAGGAUGGGAUGAUCCGUCCGAUAGCGGUGAACAAGAGCUGAAUGGCAUGACUACCGCUAUUGAGGGACGGGCCUCACUGCGAACUUGAGCCGUGUGUUGGAAUGAGAAACGGUGAUUUGAAAGAGAGGACAUGUUGGCUCAAAAUAAACACCUAUUCAGUCGAGGUGGACGGUCCACUGUUUCUCCCCUUUGAAUCCUUGUAUGGGUCCGACCGUGGGGGAAGGAUGAAUCAGACCAGACCCGUCGUUGCCUGAGCAUGGAAAAACAGCAUUCAUAAUCUGCCUGUAUGUUACAAUGUCUGCUUGAAGCUAGGAGGCAAAGGAUCUUGAACCCCGACAUAGUCCGUCGGUCGGGUUUCCUGGCUAAAUAUAACUACAUGAUAAGAAUUGGAAAUAACAAGAAUGAAAACCUGGAAGUGUCUAAGCCUUAUGGGCCCAUGGUCAAUGCACAGCAAAAGGACCCAAAACUCCGUUCAAGAACAGCCGAUGCUUCAAGGGUA